Prorocentrum cordatum is the source of this 984-nucleotide messenger RNA. The record is from the annotation of a GenBank genome assembly. NCBI's taxonomy places the organism in Eukaryota, Dinophyceae, Prorocentrales, Prorocentraceae.
AUGGAUCUGGAAGACCUCGGAGGUCCCGCCCGACGACCCGCUCCUGUCAAUCCUCGCUCGCGGAAUGCACCGGGCAGAGCAGCGGUUGACGGGGAGGCGGAGGUUCCGCCCGCCGCGUCCGGGGCCAUCGCCAUGGCCGGCAUCGACAUCGUGGCGGAAGAGGACGGCAGCGUGGUGUCGGACGGCAACAUGGUCGCGCAGAUGGCCGCCAUGGGCUACACGGGUGGCAGGCUGGCCGGAGACCUGGGGGGCGCGGCCCCGCAGCAGGCCGCGCAGGGCCACAGACUGCACGGAGACGGGGCGCCGCGGGCGCCGCGCAGCCGCGAGGAGAUGGAGGCCGCCCAGGCCGCAGCCCGCGGCUCGCGGCCGGCGGUCGGCGGCGAGGAGAUGACGCCGGCACAGAAGCGCGCGGCCCGGAAGGCAGCCGCGCCGCCCGCGCUCGACCUGACGAUGCAGCUGCGGGACCUGAUGGCAGGCCACUUCGAGGGGAUGACUGGCGCGUCGCAGGCGGCUAAGGCCUGCUCGAUCGUAGAGGCCAAGGCGGACGUGCUGGCGACAGACAGCGAGGACGGAGGCGGCGGUCUUAAUGCGCUGAUGUUCGUCGUUCAGCGCGCCGCCGACCCAGAUCUCAUCACCCGGCUCCUCCGGGCAAAGGCCGAUGUCAACGCAUCAAACAUGCUGGGUUUCACGGUCAUGCACAGUUUCGCCUCUCGGACAUCUAAGGACGCGGCGACGCCCAUCAUACUCGGAGAACUCUUGAGCGCGGGUUGUCAGCCUCUUGUCCCCUUGCAGGCUCUUAAUGGACUGAGCCCGCUACACGUGGCAGCUGGCUUCCUCGACGCGGAGUUGUGCUCGAUGUUGAUUCGGGCUCGUGCGAAUCCCUCUGCAAAAGGGCCUGGUGGCGCGACACCUUUGGAUUGGGCUCAGAAGCGCAAGCCAGAUUUCAGACAACUCCUUGCGCUCGAAUGUGCUCUCAAGCCUUGA